UUGUUUAUGUCAAAAGACUUUGUGAGUCUUAAAUGACUACGAUAAAUUAGCAGCUCUGCAAAGUUUAGGCUGCACUGCAAGGUGCUUUCAACUAAAUGCUCACUCCAGCAUGAUAACAUGCCAACAAAUGGCAGCAGAGAAAUUGUUUGCUGUGUUAGUCAGCUUAGUUUAGCAAAUUAGCUUGCUACAAUUUGCUAAUUAGAACCAACACAAAAUACAGAUGAGGCUGAUGGGGAUGUCAGUAGUUUUGCAAGUAUGCAGUCAUGAAUCUCAUCCUGAGGGCUCCAUUCUAAGGCUGUUCACACCUGUCAUGAAACAUGUGGGCUAGUUGUUUUUUGGGGUUUCUAGGGUAAUUCAGAAAGUAGUUCAUAACAGUAUAACCACCUGUGCGACUGUGGUAUUACAAAGAAAUAUAAUCUGAUGCUAAGUGUGGGAGAAAAAUAUGAUUCUGAUAUGUAUGAUCAUAUGAGGACAGAAUGAGGCUGAGGUCGUACUGAGUACUGUUUACUGUGUUAACCAGCUUAUUUUAGCACUUUAGCUUGCUAAAUCCAGGUGAUUCUGAUGGAAAUGUACCUAGUUUUGCAGGCAUUUAAUCAUGAACCUCAUUCCUGAGAUAAACAUUUAUACCUAACAGAUUUAAAGGUAAUCCAUCAAACAUCUGUUAGGACAUUUCAAUCAAAACCAAACAUUUCAGCCUAAUAUGAUCAAGGUACCCUUUGAGGAGGCCCAGAGAGUGUCAUGUAAAUUCAGUUAUGACUCAUAACAGUGAAGGACAACCUAACUCUCAUACCCAUAAAGACCACAGACCACUAGACUGAGGGUAUAUAAAACUAGUAAGUGGCUCAGUGCCACAGUAACAGAAACAACGGCACGCAGCCUGAAACUACUCAGUCUUUCCAGUUUGCUUCAGUAAAGUCUCAUCACUUCUUCAUCAUCUUCCUCUUUUAUUCCACCUCCAUGAUGACUGUUGAUGGCAGCUCCAACACCUCUUCCUCCAUCUUCAACAAUUGCUCCUACUCAGGACCACCUCUGACCUCCUGCCUCUGGCCCUGGUACGUGGUUGCCGGUGUGAUUGUCGCAGUCAGUUUCCUACUCGGUAUACCUGCCAACAUCGCAGUGAUCGUAAAACUCAGUCGACAUCUGCACGGUUCCUCGAUCUCGCAGCGACUCUUCUUCAGCCUGGCAGUGUCGGACGUACUCUGCCUGCUCUGCCUGCCUGUUGGUGUGGUCGUGUUCAUCAACGGACCAAGUUUGUCACAUGCGGUGUGUCAACUUCUCUUUUACUCCUUCUUUUUCUGUAUCACCUCCGACGUAAACAUCCUGGUGCUGAUAAGUAUUCAGAGGUACUACCAGGUUCUUCACCCCAAAAAGUGGGAGAAGCUGGGCCGGAUAUGGCAGCGGUUGCUGCUGUUCACUGUGUGGAUGCUCGCAGCCCUGGUGGCUCUUCCGGUUGUGUUUUUCCUAACCGAGGUGAAAAACAAGGAUGAUUUGACUGAUGGUCGUUCCUGCAGGAAUCAGAGGAUCACACCGGUGCUUGAAGCGGUCUACAUCUCCUUUAUCAUUUUCUGCCAUCUACUCUUAUUCUGCUUCUACCUGCUACUUGUUAGAGGAGUCCACCGAACUCAAAUGGCUAACAAAAAAAAGCCUAGAGUGACUAAACUUUUUAUACGAAUAAUCGCUGCUUCACUGGUUGUUGGCUUUUUUCCUCUUGUUCUUCGCGUGGUGUAUGUGACCGCGCUUUUCACAGGAUCGGCCAAACUGCUUCAUGUCAGUCAGAUGCUGACCUUUGUGGAGUGUUUUUACUUCUUCAGUCACUUCCUGAAUCCAUUUCUGUAUUUCUUUGCCUCGCGGCAUCCCGGAUGUGAAAGGAACCGUGCGAGAAAGAGCCUCCUCAUGCCCCUGAAUGACUCCUAAUAUGGAUGCUGCAUUAUGAACAAUGUGAUAUUUCAUACUAAUGUGGUUUGAUGCACAUUAACACAAUAUACAACAUUUGGUCUAAAAGAUAGUCUUGGAGAUAUUGUGUACAGUUUUGCUUUUAAAAUGUAAAAUGUUUGUUUUAUUUUCCUGUUUGUUGUUGCUGUCUUUAUCCACUAUAUCUAUAAUUCUGUAUUUCUACAUGCAUAAUUAUUGAAAUAUAAUUGUUUGUCCCCCAUCUUUAGUAUGGACUGAUGUUCAUUUUAGACAAACUAUGAUAUUUUUAAAGUUUUUGUCUAACACAUGCUAACACAUUAAUUACGUGCCGAGAGACAAUAUUUAAAAAAGGGGGUUUUUGGGGCGGGGCGUUGUUUUUUUUUUUUUGUUUUCUGGGCGGGGUUAGCAGUUUAUGCAGGUCCUAUGUUCACUCUGUUAUUAUUAUUAGCAUGCUAACAUUUGGGAAAGCACAAUCAAAAGUUAUGGGGUCACCAAAGUGACAAAUGUGAACAAAUGGUGGCACAAGAGGAAAAAGUCAGAUGAUCCCUGGGAUUAUCUACUGAGGAUCAUGAAUAUCAGGCAAGAGAAAACUACAGUUGUUAAGAAAUUUCAGUCAGGAAAGCCAACCGUUCGACUCUGCCAUCAGUAGAAAAAUGAUUCACCAUCACCAUACAUGAUUAUAUUUUCUUGUGGAACUUCACAGAUGGGCAAAGGAAGAUUUAGCAGUGUGUG
Acanthopagrus latus (yellowfin seabream) is the source of this 2643-nucleotide messenger RNA. RefSeq names its product C-X-C chemokine receptor type 2-like. Gene Ontology annotation, cellular component: membrane. Gene Ontology annotation, biological process: immune response; G protein-coupled receptor signaling pathway. Gene Ontology annotation, molecular function: G protein-coupled receptor activity. The coding region runs from base 958 to 1914 and encodes 318 amino acids. The record is from RefSeq and is a predicted model, not a curated record. The transcript has 2 exons. Lineage: Eukaryota; Metazoa; Chordata; Actinopteri; Spariformes; Sparidae.